GCGAGGCGCGUACAUUAGUGCAAACUGCGAAGCCCAUUUCUGUUCCGAAAGAGAGUUGGAAAUAUAAAGUUAACUUGGUACAGUAAAUCUCCUGAACAAUGUCAGACAACGAAGAAGGAGAUCAGGCACCAAAGUGUUCGUUUUCUACCUAUCUGGCAGAAGGAGACCAGCUUUACCUCAAGGGCGAAUACGUUAAAGCAAUUGAAAGCUACACAACGGCUUUGUUACUGCAGCCGGAUGAUAAGAAUUGUCUGGUGGCCAGAUCGAAAUGCUAUGUAAAGAUGGGGGAUUCUGCAAACGCGCUGAAAGACGCUGAGGCUUCUCUCAAAGAAGACAAAGAAUUUUUUAAGGGUCUUUACCAGAAAGCAGAGGCUUUGUACACGAUGGGAGACUUUGAAUUUGCUCUGGUGUUUUUUCACCGCGGACUCAAACUGCGUCCCGAGCUCCAGGAGUUCAGGCUGGGAAUUCAGAAAGCUCAGGAGGCCAUCGACAAUUCUGUUGGCAGUCCUUCAUCUGUGAAGCUUGUGAAUAAAGGAGAUCUGUCCUUCUUCUACAAACAGGACGAGGGAAGGACACUGAAGCCUAAGGAACACACUCGCCCCCUGAAGAAGGAGCAGAAUCAAAAGAGUAAGAAGAGUCCCAAGAGUGAGAAGACAGCCAAGCAGUUGCUGGGGGAGCUCUACAGUGACAAGGAGUACCUGGAGAAGCUGCUCAAAGAUGAAGAUCUAAUCAAGGGGGAGAUGCGCAGCGGGGAAAAGGUGCAGGACCUCAUCCUCAGCUGCAUCAGCUACCUGGACACGCGCACAGAGUUCUGGCGACAGCAGAAGCCUGUAUACGCUCGCGAGAGGGACCGCAGGCUUAUGCAGCAGAAAUGGAAUAAGACCCAGCAGAGCCCACCCUCCGACCCUACUGCAUACGUGCUGAAGAGCCUGGAGGAGAUCGAUGCCGCUAUGGCUGCAGGCAAUGCUGUUGGCAGCCUUAAGAAGGCUCACCGGGUCCUAAAGACAGUACAGCGUUGGUCAGAGGAGAUGGUUCCCAAUAAGACAGAGGUGCUGGGCAACCUGCACAGCUGCAUUGGGAAUGCUCUGAUUGACCUGGGAGACAUGGAUGGGGCUCUAGAGAGUCACAAGAAGGACCUGGACCUGGCCAGACAGAGCAACCUUACAGAUGCAAAAUCAAGAGCCCUGGACAACAUUGGCCGAGUGUAUGCCAGGAUUGGGAAGUACACACAAGCUAUAGAGGCCUGGGAAGAGAAGAUCCCUCUGGCUUGCAGCAGUCUGGAGAAGACCUGGCUGUUCCAUGAGAUUGGGCGCUGCUACCUGGAACUGGAGCGUCACACUGAGGCCCGGGAUUAUGGUUCACGCUCACUGGAGGCUGCUGACGACACUGGAGAUGAGAAGUGGCAGCUGAAUGCCAGCGUGUUGGUGGCUCAGUCAGAGGUGAAGCUGGGAAACUACGAGUCAGCUGUGGCACACUUCGAGAGAGCGCUUGACUGGGCGAAGCUACUGCGUGACAGCCCCGCAAAGGAGGCCAUUCAAAAGGCUCUAUGUGAAGCGAAGCAACACCUGACAGAGGAGUCAAAAUAGAAGCAUCAUCUGUGGAAGAGUUAAUACUGGCUUAAGCAACGGCAUGGGCAACAUGUGUGGGUUCUUCAUUUAAGUGCUCAUCU
Messenger RNA from Megalops cyprinoides (Indo-Pacific tarpon), 1669 nucleotides. RefSeq names its product outer dynein arm docking complex subunit 4 (gene odad4). The transcript has 11 exons. Gene Ontology annotation, molecular function: protein binding. The record is from RefSeq and is a predicted model, not a curated record. Lineage: Eukaryota; Metazoa; Chordata; Actinopteri; Elopiformes; Megalopidae. Gene Ontology annotation, cellular component: cytoplasm. Bases 99 to 1586 code for a protein of 495 amino acids.